CCGACGUGGUGAAAAUCCACGCAUCAACAUGGCGAAAACUCCGGGAAGUGGCAAGGGGUCCAAGACACCGCCAUCGCGCAGUCAGAGCAGUAAAAUGGACAACGCGGCGCUCAUAGAGGAGAUCCAGCGCCUCCAGCCACCGCCACAACAGCCGACACAGUGGAGGCGGUGGCUGGGUGCAGCAAUUCUUUUCGUGGCAGUACACUUCGCGCUCGUGGUAAUGCUCUUGCAGGACGCCGAUCCUGGAUAUUACUACUCGAAGCGGUACCCAAACAUUGGGAACAUCGACUUCGCAACAGAUGCCCCGUUCAUGGGAUACCCUCCGAUAGACGUUGUGUACACGUGGGUCAAUGGGUCAGACCCUCGAUGGAAGCGGGAGAAGGAUCACUGGCAUCGCCGAUGGAAGGCGCAGAUUCAAGGUGAAAUCUUUGACGAAACGGACGACUCCGUAGUGUUUGAUGCGUCCGCCGCGGCAACGGAGAAUCGGUUUCGCGACAAUGAAGAGCUGCGAUACUCGCUACGAUCGAUCGAAAUGUACGCGCCGUGGGUGCGCCACGUGUACUUGGUCACGGACGGUCAGAUCCCGAACUGGCUCAACGUCGACUCUCCUCGGCUCACGAUCGUGCCGCAUCGAAGCAUCUUUCUCAACCAGUCGCACCUGCCCGUGUUCUCGUCGCCUGCAAUCGAAGCCAAUUUGGAUAACGUCCCUGGGCUGUCGUCGCACUUUUUGUAUUUCAACGACGACGUGUUUCUCGGCGCCCCAGUCACGCCAGAAGAUUUCAUCUCGCCUUCGGGCAUCCAAAACAUCUACUUGUCUUGGGAAGUGCCGGAAUGCAACCGUGGGUGCAGAGAAUCGAUGCUCGCCAACAACGUGUGCGAUCCCUUGUGCAACACGACUGCGUGCGCGUUUGACAUGGGCGACUGUGGCUGCCACGAAAUUCCCACCUCCGACCCGCUAGUCUACGACGUCCUCUGCACACCUCCACCGCCGACAGAAGACGCCACCGACGAAGCGUCGAGCACCGCUACACCCGCCGUCGAGCCGGAAGUGACGGCAAAUCCGGUCCACUGCGUCGACGGGUGUUCGUGGACGUGGAUCGGCGACGGAGCGUGCGAUGUGUUGUGCAACGUCAGCCAGUGCGCAUUUGACGCGGGCGACUGCUCCUUGCGUGCGCUGCAAGACCUCCCGACGCUCAACCUGACGACGGAGUCCCCCAACACGACGUUCGGCGUGUACGUGCCUUUGCCAUCCAACGCGCUUGUCGUACACUUGCCCACGCCGUUCUUCGAAUACCUCGAUCGGUCAACUCUAGUCGGCACGGACCUCGUCCGCCACGCCGUCCUUCUCGAGCAAAACAUGACUCUUGUGCUAGUGUUUGCCAGGGACGACACGACGGGCUCCCCAACGAACGGCGCUGUCAUCUCUGUCGAAGGCGAGCUGGCCGACGAGUCGACGGCGGUGUGGACGUUGCAUGUGCUCCGCGGAGAUCGCCCGAUGAAUCACGACGGCGCCUUCACCGUGCUCUCAUCAGACUUGGAAGAUGUGCAAAUCUCACGUCGCCCCCACGCGAACCUGCCGGCACUGGUGGAUUUGCAGGUCGCAUUGCCGUACCACGCGGUGCCAGAUUGGUCCAUGUCGCUGUUCGUGACGAACACGCUCGAGCCGACGAUGUCGAGCAUUUGCCCACCGAUUCGACCGGAACCAAAUGUUGCAGCGCGGCCUGAAGGUGAGCUUCCUGUCGACCCGACGGCCGUCCAUUGUGUGUUGGAUGAUCGCUACGUCAUCGUGGAGUGGCAAUGGAAUGCCACGUCCGACAACGGAUCGUUUCUCAGCGGUGAGAUAUGCACAUUCAACGGACAGAUAAAGUCGUGUGCGCUUGCGGUGUUGUCACUGGAAGGCGGAGUGCAAUGGGUCUCGAUCCCGCCUCCACGCAAGGCCGCCCUGCCGUCGAUCGAGUGGACGGGGGAAUGGGAUUCAUAUGAUGAUUGCGACGUGCUCGACUGGUUUUACGGGACUGCGGGCGUUUUGCGUGGCCAGUGUUCUUUCGUGCCCAACACGAGCGACGCGUCGCCGUUCUUGCCACCGGUUCCACCAGACGUCCCGGCGGUCGAUCCAGACGUCACGAAGAAGGCGAAGGCGAUGUGCUCCAGCAUUGCCCGGCGCUUGAAAGCCCGAGCAGACGAAGAUGCUUCGUCGUCGUGGGUGUUGUCCAAGAUUCGAGACGGGUGGUUGGCAAUCAUGGCGCUUUUGCGAGUGAACACGUUGGAAUCGAUGGACGUGCCGAGGCAUCACAUGCUGUCGACGGACGACGUGGCAGCGUGCGAAGCGUACUUUGCGUCGAACCCGGUGGAGCUGCCGUCGUUGCCGAAAGACGACCACGCGGCAUCAUCGACGGACACGUUUGGCGACUCGCUUCGUUUUGUGAACAAGCUGUACAACGCCAAGUUUGGCAAAAUCGACGGCCCGUUCCGUCGGCGGGUGCCGUCGCACAUGCCGCACUUCAUUCAGAAGCACGUGCUCACUGAAAUGAAGAGUCAGUGGGCGGCAGAGUUCAACGCGACGUCGAGCCACCGCUUCCGCCACCCCCAGGACAUGCAAUUCAGCUUUUCGUACAUGUACUAUGUCGUGAACCGGCACAAGGUGCAUCCGCCGACGAUUGAAGAGAUCUUUGCCACGUACAUCGACGUGAAUCACGACGGCAUGAUUGACGAGCACGAAGCAUUGAGUGUUGCGUCGCUGCUGACCACAGGUUUGUGAUUCCCACGGCACGGAAUGAAAUGAUGGCGUCGUGGGGUAGCCGAACACCCGUCCGAGGCCGACAUUGCCGACGUCAAGGCGUGCAUUACGCCCAACACGACCGAAACCAAGCGCGAGGAAGUGCGACGGGAUGGCAAGGUCACCGUCAUCGAGACAAUUCAGCCACAUUUGACGCUCGACAGUCUGCGCGCGUGUGAGAACGUCACGUCGCGGUUGAUUGAGACCGCGACGAAGCGAUUGCCGCCGACGCACGCCAUGAUGUCGGAGAAGCAGGUGACGUUUCAUAUGCUGAGCGAUCAAUAUCGCACCGCGUGGAACCAACUGCUCAACACGCGGGCAAAACGAACGAAGUUCAUCUGCAUCAACGACGACAUGAAGUUCCCUUCCGUGGCGGUCGGUAACAUUUUGAACGAUUUGUUCACGUCGCUGUGGCCGCACCGGUCGCAAUUUGAGCUACCGUACCACUUGAAGAACCGAUUUGGACAUGUCGACGACCUGGCUGCAGCCGUGCACACGCAGCGACUGGUGCUUGGACUCGUCGUUGCUGCCAUCGUUGUCAUUAUCGUCUUGUACGUGUGCGAUCCUCGACAGGAGAGGAGCGGCUUCGAGGCGAAUCCUCGGGCAAACGACGACGCCAUUGGCGAGGGCCACAUGUAAUUCACGAUAUUAGACGUUUGUGUGCACCAA
Messenger RNA from Aphanomyces invadans, 3445 nucleotides. RefSeq lists its product as hypothetical. Bases 29 to 2758 code for a protein of 909 amino acids. Gene Ontology annotation, molecular function: transferase activity, transferring phosphorus-containing groups. Gene Ontology annotation, cellular component: Golgi apparatus. The transcript is spliced from 5 exons. The record is from RefSeq and is a predicted model, not a curated record. NCBI's taxonomy places the organism in Eukaryota, Oomycota, Saprolegniomycetes, Saprolegniales, Verrucalvaceae.